Molecule: messenger RNA, 381 nt
Organism: Psylliodes chrysocephalus
Lineage: Eukaryota; Metazoa; Arthropoda; Insecta; Coleoptera; Chrysomelidae
Source: the annotation of a GenBank genome assembly
AUGGAGGAACACAUUCGUAGAGUCCUCAAUAAAGAAAAAAUCGAAGCUACAUAUCUAGAAAAAACUAUACAAAAUGAACUAAUGGAAUUUUUGCAUGACAACAGAAAGCACGACAUCAUUGCGCAGGUUCAAAAGGCCAAGUAUUAUUCCGUGAUUCUUGACAGUACUCUCGAUGCAAGUAAAGCAGAACAGAUGACAUUUGUGGUAAGAUUUGUAUACAUACAGGAUUCAGAGUCUGAAGUUCAAGUUAUUAUCAAUGAACAUAUUUUGGGUUUUCUACCCAUUGAGAGAUCCAUAGCUAAAGAAUUGUCGGAGGUUUUACUAGAAGAGCUAGAGAAAAAUAGGCUUAAAGUAGAAAAUAUGACAAUGGUUUCAAUAUGA